Molecule: messenger RNA, 1394 nt
Organism: Brassicogethes aeneus
Lineage: Eukaryota; Metazoa; Arthropoda; Insecta; Coleoptera; Nitidulidae
Source: the annotation of a GenBank genome assembly
GCGACUGUCACUUUUCUUCAAAGAAAAUGGUGAUUUUUUAAAACGCUUCUAAAUGUAAAUUUAAGGGAUGUAGUGCUAAAAUUUGUAGUGUUUUAAGUGACUGAACUGAUCUAUUGCAAAUUUAAAGUGUUUUUAGUACGAUUUUUACGAUGAUCGAUGUGAAUUCGCCAAUUUACACUCAAGAUGAGACCAACAAUAACGUAAGGAUCACAGCCGCCGUCUAUGAUUUGCCUUUUUCCAGGCACAAUUGGCAAUUUUUUUUGGACGGCACUAACAUGCAAGAAAUUAUUCCCGGCCUAUUUUUGGGCUCGCACUCCUCUGCCGAAAACCACUGCCUAAAUUUACUACUACGCAACGACAUAAAGUACAUAAUUUCCGUGGGCCCCGACUUGGAAGCCCACUUCGUAAUACCCCACUUCGCCGAACACAACAUAACCUAUCUAACUCUGGACAUACAAGAUCACGAAACCGAGAACAUAAUCCGAUUUUUCCCGAGGGUUAAGGAGUUUAUAGACGAAGCCAUUUCCAAGAGCUGCAAAGUUUUGGUGCGCAGCAAAUCGGGGAAUUCCCGGAGCGCCACCUUGGUCUUGGCCUACGUGAUGGAAAAGUACGGACUCAGCAGCGAGGAUGCAUACAACUUUGUAAAAGGCAAAAGGGCCUCCAUAAGCCCCAACGAGGGCUUCGUGGCCCAACUGACGGAAUAUGAGCCGAUUUACAAAGCCAGACAAAGUUUAAACCAAGGAGAACCGUCUAGUGAGAACCGAAGGCAAAAAAGAAAAUGCGAACAACUCACUGAAAACUUUGAGUAUGAUUUGAUUCAGCCACCGCCAAGUCCCAACAACCUUGAGAAUAACAAUGACGACCAGUGUCAAAAUAUAGAGGAUUUUUCAAACUCGCUGUACAAACUUUUGUUGAAGCGAUAAGUGUUCUAAUUUUGUGUUUUUAAGAUCUCAACUCAUUUCAUUUCAGAUAUUUUUUUUGUUUUUUUUAUUAUAAUCAUCACAACUUGUUACGCAGCUUUACAGAAUUUGAUUGAUUUUAUUAUCAAAAAUGUUUGGGUUUUAUUUUAAAAAUUUAUAAUUUGAAUGAAAAUUUAUUUUUGAUUUCUGUUAUUUAUUAAAAACUAGUCAUUUAUGUUUUAUUUGUUCAUUAUCACAUGCAGGUCGGGUAAAAACUACUCAAAACUUAACUAUUUUUUACUCCACCUGCAUACAAAAUGUAUUGUUUUAAUUUUAAGAACUGUAAAUACGAAUUUUAUUAAAGUUAGUUUAGUAAAAAAAAUGUCGGAACUAUUUUUAUACUUUUGUAAUAUUUAUUUCUUCAAUGUGAAAUAAAUAGAUUGUUAAAAAAACUGCACUUUAUUUAGUAUUAUUCUUACCAGAGGUUUACUUCUC